UCUUUAUUUAUUUUGUAACAGAAUAUAGAGUAUCAAGAAUGCAUUCCAUUGAUAAAUAUUUUUUUAUCCCUUUGUUUAAACAGUAUAUUUUUAUUAAAAUAUUUUUUCUUUAAAAAUAGUUGUUGCUAAUAUUAUUUUCCAAAGUGAAGAAACAUAUAAAAGAAGUAGUACUGGUUGGUCGUAUCGUUUCGUUCUGUAUUGUGUUGUAACGUAUCGUGUUGUAACGUAGCGUGUUGUAACGUAUCGUGUUGUAACGUAGCGUGUGGUAACAGAGCCUGUUGUAACGUAUCGUGUUGUAACAUAGCGUGUUGCAACGUAUCGUGUUGUAACGUAGCCUGUUGUAACGUAGCCUGUUGUAACGUAGCCUGUUGUAACGUAGCCUGUUGUAACGUAGUUGUAGCGCGUUGUAACAGAGCGUGUUGUAACGGAGCGCGUUGUAUUCAUAUUAGGGUUUUGUUGUAUAGAAUGUUUACAUGUGUAUUUUUUAUAAGCAAGCUCUUUUUAACAACCGUCCUACAAUUCGCAAAAUGCCAUAUCUACUUUGAAGGCAACAAUAAUAGACAGAAGAAGCUACAUAUAAUUUUUCGAUAUGUAGCUCAAUAACGGAUUUACUUUGAUUUUGACAUUUUUUAGCUUUUUUUCAUAUUUUCCAAGAAAAUUAUGCAUUUGAUCUACGCAUUAGGGGGUCAUCAUAUUAAUUUGGUUACAUCACUUUAGGUACAUCGCUUUGGAUACAUUAAUUUAGGGACGUCAAUUUAGGCAUAUCAAUUUCAGUGGUGUUCAGCAGAGAUUUUGAUAACGAAAUUAUUUGAUUUUUCGCUCAGAAAACAUUUUAAGAUCGUGAUUAUUGCAAUAUACGGAUGCUUUGAUCAGAGACAGGAAAAAAAACUGUUUUGGUUAAAGAUACGUGAAAGUCCUACAUAUGAGGUUUUACUUGAAUUCAUGUUUUACGAGAUUUUCAUUUGAUAAAACCAACAAACGAAGAAUGCCACAGAUGGACCAUAAUUUCAACCAAUCAUGCGAGCAGUCGUCCAAUGAUAGUAUGGAAGAAAGAAAACUGAAUAAUUCAGUAAACCACGAAAACUUUCACGUCGAAGACGAACUGUAUAAACCUGAAGACAGUUUAAACAUGGAGUUCUCUGGUCGGCCUGAUAAAAACAAAAGAAAGCGAAAGCUGAGAGUAAUACUAUGCUUUGUGUCGGUUAUCCUGUUGCUUAUUUUAGCAUGUGUGACCACGUAUGCAAUUACAAACGCUAAAAAUAAGCAAGGCAAUAAAAAGACACGAUACAUCGAGACAUACGCAAAAACAACUGAUUCGACAAAGGAAAAGGAAGAAGAGAAAAGCAAAGGAGAAUACCAAAAUGGAGAAUGUAAUACAGAAAGGUGCAAACUGAUCGCAGAAAAUUUGAAAAGGUCGAUGAACUUUUCUAUUGAUCCAUGUGAUGAUUUUCAUGAGUACUCUUGCGGACAUUGGAGUGAAGUACAUCCUUUGCCAGCAUCCCUCUCGAAAUUGGAUACAAUCGGACUUCUUACAAUAAAGAAGGAUUCUUACAUUAAAACGCUAAUCGAUUCACUUCCUAAUAACGUCACAGGCGUUAAAAAUAAAAUUCUAAAGUUUUAUAAAUCAUGUCGAAACUUAGAAUUGAUUGAUAAGCGAGGCAAAUCACCAUUGUUGAAGUUUAUCUCAAAAUUUGGAAAAUGGUCUCCAAUUAAUUCUGAGACAAAAGCAGGAGAAAAUAGUCUCGAUAUUUCGUCCUUAAUCAUUUUGAGUCAUCAAUACUUUUCGUUAUCUGUGUAUAAUGAUCGAGUCAACUCACCGUUGUUUAAAGCAAUGGUCAAAGUAAACGAUGCCAACUCAAACCAACAUAUUUUUCAGCUAGCUUAUCCUGAUCUUCCCAUAGCUGGUACAGCAGGCAAGCUGCGCAAAAAAUACAAGUUACUUCAAACGAACUACGUUGCAUUGCUUGGUCCGUCAUUUGAUGCUGAGGAAAAACUGAAACAACUGAUGGAUUUUGAAAUCGAAUUAGAAAACAUAACGUCUCCAUUUACACGGAAGAACAGCCCUGAUGUAAAGACAGAGUUAAUAACGAUAAAAAAAUUUGCAGAAGCUGUAGGAACUGAGAUAAAAUGGCUACAGGUAAUCAAAGGCUUUUUUUCGCCAUUGGGCAUUGAGAUGAAGAAUAAUACAAUUAUUGGCAUUAACACGAUUGAUUUCUUCAAAGCUCUGAAUGAUUUUAUUGCAAGAACUCCAAAACAAUUAGUCAAAGACUACAUCAUAUGGGUUUGUGUAUGGAAGUUUGGCUCGUAUGUAUCAGGACCUUUUCGUGAAGCUGAUCUCAACUUCCAACGUGCAGUGAUGGGAAUACAAAAACGACCGCAAAGAUGGCAAAAAUGCAUCUCGGAUAUUGAACAAACUAUGGAGUUUGGUUUAGCUUCAUUGUACGUAGAAAAAGCUUUAACAGAUGAAGAUAAAGGAUUGGCAACAGAGAUAGUGGCUAAUGUCACCCGAGAAUUUAAAAAGAAUUUUGUAAAUAUUGAAUGGAUGGAUGUGAGUACAAAAUCCAAAGCAUUUGAAAAGGUCGAUGCAAUGGCAAUGAAUAUUGGAUAUCCCCAGUAUGUUAAAAAUGAGACUUAUCUGAAUAUAAAAUAUAAAAAUGUGGUUAUUAGCGAAAAAGAUUAUUUUGGAAAUAUAUUAGAUGUGUACAAGAACAAAAGAAAUUUAAAUUUGAUGUUAUUGAAAAAACCAGUCGACCGGAAAGAGUAUAAUUUACCACCAACUCUGGUGGAAGCAUAUUACGAUCGCCACAAGAAUAAAAUGAUAUUUUUGGCUGGUAUUAUGCAUGCCCCGUUUCUUGACAUCAAUGGACCUAUGGCGUUAAAUUAUGGGGCGCUAGGACUUGUAGCUGGUCAUGAGAUGACACACGCCUUUGACGAUACAGGGCGGAAGUACGAUAAGAAUGGCGAGAAACGAAAUUGGUGGACAGAUAAAAGUUCUGCAGCAUUUCGGCGCAGAGCAGACUGCAUGGUGGAACAGUACUCAAAUUACAGCUUGUAUGGAAUAAAUAUAAAUGGAAAAUUAACAUUGGGAGAAAAUAUUGCAGACACCAGCGGAAUAAAAAUGGCGUAUAUGGCUUAUAAAGAAUGGGAAAGAACGCAUGGAAAAGAGAAAAAACUUCCUGGAAUCCCUUUAACAAUGGAUCAAUUACUUUUUGUCUCGCAUGGACAGGUCUGGUGUGGAGCAUACAGAGAAGAAUAUGUACGAAGAGCCUUGCAGUUUGGUCCACAUAGUCCCGCAAAGUACAGAGUUGUUGGUCCUUUGUCAAACUUAAAAGCAUUUUCCGAUGCUUUUAAAUGUCCCCUUGGUUCAACAAUGAACCCAGUGAAAAAAUGUCAAAUAUGGUAAAGUGAGCCAAUUGUUGACUUUGGAAGAUUAGUAUUGGAUGAAAAGAGUUUUUGUUGUGAACAAUGAUAAUAUCAAAGAAGUUGACUUAAAAAGAAAGAUGCGUUGUACCUUUUUUUACAGUAGUUGCCUUCAUAUAUUUUGAAAUGAUAAUGAAACAUAAGAAACAUUAAAACUUCAAAUGUUGUAUAAAGGUUUUGUAUUAUAAAAAAAAUAUAUAUAUACAUAGUUAAACGGGAAUGUUCAAGACUCCGCAGGUACCAUAAUGUAUAAAAUCUCUCACGAAGUAAAACUAUGAUGCGAAUGAUACUAUGAUAUUUUGAAUAGUUCUAUUGCAUUAAUUUAAAAGAGGAGGGGAUGUCAGUAUCAAAUUCAAAAAGUUAACAACAGAGUUCCUGUUUUUCUUUUCUUUUUAAACUUUCCUUUGUUUUUAAUUUUCAAGAAAAAUAUUUUUAUCUUUUUUGUUGCAUUGUUUUUCUUUUUUUAAUAAUUUUUCUUAACUAUAAAGUUUCACAAUAAUUAAAGUCGCAAUGUUUUUGUGUUUUCAUUUAAUCAAGCGAGAGAUACGUUUUGUUUAUUUCAUUAUCUAUUUUCCUCCAUUUUCCACAAUUACAUCUCUCGCAGAUGACUUUCUUAAAUUUCAACGAAUCACAGGGUCUCUAUUGUUAAAAAUAAUUGUACAUUUUUUGAUGUUAUUUUAUUAUGAAAGGUACUUCUUUUAUCAUCGUCCUUUUUUUCAUUCUAUUUUACGUAAUGGUGUUUUGUCCUGAUGUAAUUAACCGCAGAUGGAAAAGUUAAUAAUGCUUGAAAAACAAGUUUUUUUAUA
This is a messenger RNA of Hydractinia symbiolongicarpus, 4226 nucleotides long. Its product is annotated as endothelin-converting enzyme homolog. The transcript is spliced from 18 exons. Gene Ontology annotation, cellular component: plasma membrane. Gene Ontology annotation, molecular function: metalloendopeptidase activity. Lineage: Eukaryota; Metazoa; Cnidaria; Hydrozoa; Anthoathecata; Hydractiniidae. The record is from RefSeq and is a predicted model, not a curated record. The coding region runs from base 923 to 3403 and encodes 826 amino acids. Gene Ontology annotation, biological process: protein processing.